Paramecium pentaurelia is the source of this 1648-nucleotide messenger RNA. Lineage: Eukaryota; Ciliophora; Oligohymenophorea; Peniculida; Parameciidae. The record is from the annotation of a GenBank genome assembly.
AUGUAAAAUAACAAUAGAAUGAUCUGGAGGAAAAUUGAUCCAUCAGGAAAAUAGCCAGGAGACAGGGCAGCGCAUUCUUGUGAUCUAAUUAUGGGGAAACUAUUUAUAUUUGGGGGAUGGAAUGGAAUGAAUGCCCUUGCUGACAUUCACAUUUAUGAUCUGAAUUUAAAUUAAUGGUCAGAAUUAUAAACAAAUGGAGAACUCCCUUCUUAUAGAAAUAAUCACACAACAGCAGUUUAUCAAACAAAGUUGUAUGUUCAUGGAGGACAUAAUGGAAAUACAUGGCUAGAUGAUCUUUAUUAUUUAGAAACAUAAGGAUAACAUGGUUAGGCUAGUUGGUACAAAGUACAUCCACAAGGUUAGAUACCUACUGCUAGGGCUUGUCAUUCUUUGAAUAUAGUUUAAAAAAAACUUUACUUAUUUGGAGGUUAUGAUGGUUAAGAAUGUUUUAAUGAGAUAGAAAUAUAUGAUAUUUAAGAAAAUAGAUGGAUAUAACCAAUCGUUAGUGGAACAAUUCCUACUGCCAGAAAUGCACACACAAUGACCAGGUAACUAAAUAAUUAUAGUAGAUAUAAGGAAAAUUUGUAUUUGUUUGGUGGCCAUUCUGGAGCAUAACAUUUAUAGGAUCUACAUGUGUUCAAAACUAAUAAAAUGGAAUGGACUUAAGUUAUUACUAAAGGAAAUUUACCUAAAGGAUUAAGAGGACAUACAGCUAAUUUAAUUUAAAAUAAUAUUUAUGUAUUUGGUGGAUAUGAUGGUUCAGGUAGAUCGAAUGAUCUUUUUAUUUUUAAUUUUUAAACAUAUUAGUGGGUCAUUCCCAAUCAUCAUGGAACUGGAACUUAUUUAUAAAUGGAGGAAGUAGCAUUGUCUUAGAUUCCCUAACCAAGACAGAGACAUUCAGCAACUGCCACAGGUAUUAAUUAUUAUUGAAUUAUUAGAAAAUGAUUUGAUCUAUAUCUUUGGUGGAUUUGAUGGUAACAAAUGGUUAAAUGAUCUCUAUGUUCUUGAUGUGGGAUUGUUAGAAAAUCGUACUAUAUAAGAAGAAAAUUAUUAAAGAGUUAUUUCAAACAUUCAUAAAAAUCUAUUUAAUAAUUAAGAACUUAGCGACAUAGCAUUUUUAAUUUGUAAUUAGAAGAUUUAUGCACAUAAAAGUAAUAAAAGUUAUAAUGAUUUUUAGUUUAUUUGGCUGCUCAAUCUCCAUAAUUCAAAGCUCUCUUUUUCUCUGAUACAAAAGAAAGCGAGUAACAAAUAUUUGUCAUAGAUAAUUACACUUACAAAUCCUUUUAUAUUUUUCUACUCUUUGUUUACACUGGAUUUAUUAAUGUUGCUGAAUUGGAUAUUGAAUUAAUGGGGGAGAUUUUAAGUAUUAUUUUAUAUAUAUAUAAUAGGUUUGGCUGAUCAAUAUCUAAUUGAUGGCCUUAAGAAUCUUAUGCAAAAAAGUAUAAAAAAAUAUAUAAAUAAUGAAACAGUUUGUGAUUUAUUAAUCUUUGCAUAAAAAUGCUCAGCUCAUUCACUUAAAAAUGCUUGUAUGAAUCAUUUACUCAAAAAUAUAAAUAUUAUAUCUGAAUCUCCACAAUAUGAAAAACUAGAAUUGCAACCCUCCUUACUAACUGAAAUAACAAGAGCAUUACUAUAACAUAAAGAAUGA